Molecule: messenger RNA, 879 nt
Organism: Sorex fumeus (smoky shrew)
Lineage: Eukaryota; Metazoa; Chordata; Mammalia; Eulipotyphla; Soricidae
Gene: BPIFA2
Product: BPI fold containing family A member 2
Exons: 10
Coding region: 1-879 (292 amino acids)
Molecular function (GO): lipid binding
Source: RefSeq, a predicted model, not a curated record
AUGGACCUGAGGUUCCCCAUCAAAGCUAACGUCAACGUGGCCCUGCCUUUAGUUGGAAGGUUGGUCAACCUGGAAGUGUCCCUGGACCUCCUGACUUCUGUCAGAGUGGAAGAUCUCGAAUCUGAAAACCCCACAUUGGUGAAAGGAAAAUGCAGGAGUGACCCAGCCAGCUUCAAGCUCGUCCUGCUUGAUGGCAAGGCCCCUGGACUCAACCGCCUGGUGGACUCUGUGCUCUCCCUCAAACAGAAGAUCGUGGGCUUUUUGAUAGAGAAAGUCGUAUGCCCUGUGGUUAACCUGCUGAUCGACUCCCAAGUUGGUGUCAUCAUCAAGAACAUCCUAGAUCACAGCUGCCUAGACUUUGAGAGAACAGAGACAUCCCUCAGACAGUUAGAGAGCAAACGGUCUGUAGACGCCACGGCCACGGUCUACAGUUUUCAGAUCAGAGCGCAACUCACUGGCGUCCAAAUCCUGGAUGUGAAGCUGGAAGUGAACCCUAAGGACAACAUCAUCGACCUGAGGUUCCCCGUCACAGCUAAUGUCACCGUGGCCCUGCCUUUUGUUGGAAGGUUGGCUAACUUGGAGGUUUACCUGGACCUUCUGAGUUCUGUCACAGUGGAAGAUACCGAGUCUGAAUACCCCACAGUGGUGCAAGGAAAAUGCAGGAGUGACCCAGCCAGCGUCAAGCUCAUCCUGAUUGAUGGCAAGGCCCCUGCACUCAACCGCCAGGCGGACUCUAUGCUCUCCCUCAAGAAGAUCGUGAGCUUUGUGAUAGAGAAAGCUGCGUGCCCCUUGCUUCACCUGGUGAUUGAAUCCCAGGUUGGUGUCAUCAUCAAGAACAUCCUAAAUGAAAUUCGUCUCGGAGUCCAGGUUGGAGUCUGA